AUGUACCAGUAGCCCACCACCUGUCUCUUUCUCCACAGAUUUUGCCUUCCCUUCGUGCUGGCUUCCCUCCCUACGAUGGCUACAGGUGAAGAGAUAGCCCCUGCCCUGCAGGACUCAUGGGGGGACUUCUGGCUCUUCCGUUUCUUUGUUAAUGCUGCUGGCUACGCGAGUAUUGUGGUACCGGGCUUCCUCCUCAUCCAGUACUUCAAGAGAAGGAACUACUUGGAGACAGGCCGAGGCAUAUGCUUCCCUGUCAUCAAAUCAUGUGUGUUUGGCUCUGAGGUGAAGUCUGUACAUCAGGACGAUGGCUCCCUGCCACCCCGAGCAGAGCCCACAGAAUCCUCCACAGCCCGACAGGUCUUCAAGCUGUUCUGCUGUGCUGCUGGUCUACAGGCUUCCUACCUCACAUGGGGUGUCCUCCAAGAGCGUGUAAUGACGAGAACGUAUGGUGCCACUGAAACAGACCCUGGUGAGAAGUUCAAGGACUCCCAGUUCCUCGUAUUCAUGAACCGCAUCCUGGCCUUCACAGUGGCUGGUCUGUACUGUGCCCUGACCAAGCAGCCACGCCAUGGGGCUCCUAUGUACAAAUACUCCUUUGCCUCCCUCUCCAACAUCCUCAGCAGCUGGUGUCAGUAUGAGGCACUCAAAUACAUCAGCUUCCCCACCCAAGUGCUGGCCAAGGCCUCCAAAGUGAUCCCAGUGAUGAUGAUGGGCAAGUUGGUGUCACGCAAGAGUUAUGAGUACUGGGAGUACCUGACUGCUGCCCUUAUCUCCGUGGGGGUCAGCAUGUUCCUGCUCUCCAGUGCUCCUAACAGGACGGUGUCCACUGUCACCACUUUCUCUGGCAUAGUGCUCCUAGCUGGCUACAUAAUCUUCGACAGCUUCACCUCCAACUGGCAGGAUGCUCUCUUCACCUACAAGAUGUCUCCCGUGCAGAUGAUGUUUGGCGUUAAUGUCUUCUCCUGCCUUUUCACUGUGGGCUCACUCUUGGAGCAGGGUGCCUUGCUGGAGUCAAUGCGCUUCAUGGCCCGCCACUCGGAAUUCACUGCCCAUGCUGUGCUGCUCUCUGUGUGCUCUGCCUGCGGCCAGCUCUUCAUUUUUUACACCAUCAACCAGUUUGGGGCAGCUGUCUUCACCAUCAUCAUGACACUCCGACAGGCCUUUGCCAUCCUCCUCUCCUGCCUCAUCUAUGGGCACACUGUCACUGUUGUGGGUGGGCUGGGCAUAGCUGUUGUCUUCAUGGCCCUCUUUCUCCGUGUCUAUGCCCGCAGCCGCAUGAAGAAGCGCAGUAAGAAGCUCCCGCUGGGUGAGACCCCUGUACAAAAGGUCUAAGGAAGCUGAGGCCAUGGCAUUUAAGCCAUGCCCACUGUCCUGCCACAACUUGAGGGUAUUUGCUUGAUUUCUCAGAACUCACUGAGAAGAGUGGGGUAUGGAUCGGCAGGACCAGUGACUCAGUUUUCCUGGGAAAGGGGCUGGAACAAGCCCAGGAAAUGCUCUGGGCUGACACAGCUCCAAACCUUUCCAUUUGCCUUAAUAGGUCAAAGACUUAGAGCCAAGGCACAGGCCUGGGGGCACACCAGCAUGGGGCUGCUGGUAUUCCUGCCCCACCUCUGUCCUGUGGCUUCUCCCCCAAAGUCACUGAUGAACAAGGGAAUUCUUCCCUGUCACUGUAUUGCCUCUGGCUAAUGCUCCUCCAUUUCUGUUAGUACUACAGAGCUUGGCAGGAGGAAAGGGCAAGCAAAACACUAGGUUUCUUUCUGAAACACCCCUGAGUGAGGCAUCCCAAGCUGGGCCCAUCAAAGGGUGGAGAAUGCUCUUCCUGCAUUCCAGGAGAGGCUCUGAGUGGUACAGGUAUAGCCAAGGGAAGGACUCCCAGCCUGUCUUAUCCCAGGCCUGGGAUCUGCUCUGGGAGAACACUGCAAUGAAAGCCAGUGUCUCCCAGUUUGGUUUUAUCAAUUCUUUGCCCCUGCUCCAAGACACUUUUCUUUGCUCCCCUCAGCCCAGACUGAUUUCUAUGCAGCACCUGAGCUGGACAGUUCCAAGGCUUGCCAAGUCCUUUGAGGUUGCUUUAUGGCUACAUCUGCUGCUGUUACAGGCCAAAAGCUGCACUGCCCAGAAGCCCCAGCACCACCUUGGGGUCUCUCAGUGCCAUGGUUUCUGGGCUUUGUAGUUGUGAUUCAGACAAGCACAAAGAACCCCUUAUUUUUCCUGUCACCUGGAGACACCGGCCCUCGUUUUCCCAGGGGCUGGCCAGAGUCUGUGCCUGGAGGGUUGGGACAUGGGGCAGAGCCUGCUUGCAGUGCCUUGUUCCUGCUCCACAGACAGCAGGGGAUGGAGCAGUGAAAGCUGUUCUUCCCCAGAAGCCUGGGUUUUAUUGGUCAAUCCUUUUCUCAUCAACACAACCUGACUGACAAAGCCCAGCAAGUUUUGGUACUUUCGCAAGGCAACUUUUUUCUCUUUUUAUUUUAUUAAAUUAAAAAUAUGCUGCAUAUAGUGCCAUGGGCAUAAAUGUGGGUUUUUUUCAGUUGGUUGGGGAUUUUUUUUCACGUACCUGGAAGGAGGGAAGAGAUUUCCAACUCCUCCUGUGUCUCUAGUCUCUCUGGGACAGCAACGUUAUCUUUCCAAAUACAGGUGCCUCUUUCUGUCUUUGCCAAGGCUGGUAUCAACCAGGCUUGCACUCAAAGCUGCAAGGGCUGAUAGGAGAUCCUUGCGGAAACAACUGGGGAAGCACAGCCAGGUUUGGAAGACUGCUUAUGCUGGUGGGCAGGUGAAGAAACCAUUAGCCUGAGCCUAGUUUGGCUCCUAGGUUCCCUGUAUGGUGCAACUUAAGGAAUUCCCAGUGGGUGUAGCUACCAAGAGGUGAUACAGAAGCCUACUGUGCACCUGCCAGCUAGGGCCUCUGGUGCUGUAGCACUUUGUAGGAUGUACUGCAGCAGCUAGAGCCAGGAAAGGCUUGAGGUGUGCAUGGUCUGUCCUCCUGGUACAUGUGGGAAGCCUGGUGAAAAGCCCUGUAGGCAAGGGUGGGUCUGGCAUCAGAGACAGGACUGGGGCAUAACACAGCUAGGGAAAGAAAGGGGAUACUUGGGUGAGGGUUACAAGAGAAACAGAGGAGAAGAGGGACAGUGGAUAUCUGGAGGGGAUACCAGAGCUGGUGCUGAGCACAUCCCAGCCUUCAGAGCACUUUGCACUCCAGCAGUUUUAUCUGUGCUCCUUUUCUAGCUCUGAGCUUUUGGAGGUGCCUGUGCAACCUCACAGCUUUUCAUCCUGCCCUACAAAUUCGCCCAAAUGUCUGCACCCACCAUCUGCUGACAAACUGAAAAUAGAAUCCUUUGAUUAAAAACAAACCACAAAAACCCACAUUGCCAGGUUAGGAAUAGGAUACAGUAGGAUAACCUAAUUUAAAUGAAGAUUUAAGCAAAACAUUAGUGGAAAAAAAACCCCCAAGACAUUAACUUGAAAAGUUAAUUUUUAUUAAUUCCAUAUUUGGCAACACCUUCCUAUCCAGAGAGAAAUCCUAGUUAUUAACUAAUUGCUAGCUUAGCUCCACCACUGCCCUAGCUGCACCCACAUAGCUGCCAUAGUGGCAGCACAGUCAGUGUCAGUUGGAGAUGGAUACUGGCUAAAGCCCAUUCGAUUUUGCGCCUGUGACAGCUGGCAUGUGGGCAGCAAGAGAAUGUAAUGCUGGUUUCACUUUUCUCUGACAAACCCCAAGGGCCAUUGUGGCCAGGGGUGACAAACCUCACAGAGUGUGAGCUCAGUGCAAGGGGCAGCUCAGUGAGAAGUGAUGGCCCAGGCUUGUCAUCUAGGACACAGAUGGAAAAAAGCCAGAUACUGCCCAACACCCAAUGGCUGCAGAAGAAAAGGCAGAUUGGAGGUGGGAGGAAAGGAGUUGAGUCUUUGGCCCAACAGCUGAAGAGAGUUAGCUUGACUACAGUCCUGAGCUGUCACUCCACACCCUGCUCCACACUGCAGUGGAACAGGCAGAUGGCUCCUGCCACUGUCCUGCUCCAGAGGUGCUCAAAUCAAACCAGCCAGCAGCAGCCCAGGCUCAGACCCUGGCACAGCUCACCCAGCUGACCCACACAGAUUGGAAGUUAGCUCCCAGGCUGGGGGGCAUGCAGUGCUCCAGGUGGAGAACUACUGCUCCAUUGGAGAUGAUCCCACCUGUACAGCAGGUCAUGUGUUCCUUCCACCCACUUCAUCUUGCCAGGGCAUGGAAGAGAUAAAGAUCACCUAAACCAGGGCUCAGAAAAGCAGUCAGGGCACAGGGGAGAGCAACACAGGAGAGUCCAAUACCCUCAAGGCACAGGCUGAGACAUUUUCCUCAGCAGAGCAGGCAUGAAACACAAGGGACCCUGCCAUGUAAAUCAUCAGUUCUUUAAUUCCAGUAGAACAAAAAAAAAAAA
This is a messenger RNA of Cyanistes caeruleus (blue tit), 4406 nucleotides long. Lineage: Eukaryota; Metazoa; Chordata; Aves; Passeriformes; Paridae. The record is from RefSeq and is a predicted model, not a curated record.